CUCAAGUAGGAGAGGACAAUAGCAGCAUUACAGUGGUAUAUAUGGAUUUGUACAUUUUCUGCUCAUCCAUUCUCACAAUCUCCGAGUGCCUUCACCGCCUUUGGCUUACCAGUAACCCCGCCAUCUGCCGUCCGAUAAGGGUACUGUACAUGUAUGGACAUAUAUAUUCCCCUUUCUAAGCAUCCAAGGACUCAAUCUCAACCCUUCUUGUCUCUAGUCCUUGAGCAAUCUGUCCAGGAUAACUAGAAAUAUAUCUUAUCGAGACCACAGAAAGACGACACGAUGUCCAACACCACCAUUCCCACGGCAAGCGGGGGGAAGAGAAUCGUUUUCACAGGCGGUAGUGGCAAAGCUGGCCGCCAUGCCAUCCCCUAUCUGCUUGCGCAGGGCCACAAGGUCCUCAACCUCGACCUGGUCCCCUUCCCGGACUCAACAGUUGACGUCUACACCCUGAAAACAGACCUCACCGACUCGGGACAGGUCUUCAACGCGCUGACCUCGCACUUCAACAUGUCGGGCUAUAUGUCAGGACCCUUGCCCAGCGCCCCAGACGUCGUUAUCCAUUUCGCCGCUUAUGCACGCAACAUGCUCGUGCCAGACUCGGAAUGCUUCCAAGCCAACGUGCGCAGCACCUACAACGUAAUCGAAGCCGCCUGCAAGCUCGGUGUUAAAAAGAUCAUCAUCGCCUCUUCAGAGACCGUGUACGGCGUCUGCUUCGCCCAAGGCGACACCGAUUACCGCUCAUUCCCCCUGACCGAAGACUACGACUGCGAUCCCGAAGACACCUACGCGCUCUCCAAACUCUGCGGCGAGCAAACAGCGCGCGCCUUCGCGCGCCGCUUCAAAAUAGACAUCUACGCCUUCCGCAUCGGCAACGUAAUCGAGCCGCACGAGUACGCGCGCGAUUUCCCCGCCUACCUAGCCGCGCCCGAGACGCGCAAGCGCAACGCCUGGAGCUAUAGCGAUGCGCGGGACCUGGGGCAGAUGUGCGACCUAGCCAUCAAGAAGAGCGGCCUGGGAUUCCAGAUCUUCAACGCGACCAACGAUACUAUCACGGUGCGCGGGACGACGACGAGGGAGUUCUUGGAAAAGCACUGUCCCCAGACGAGUAUCGUAAGGGAGAUGGGCGAGUUUGAGGCGCCCUUGAGUAAUCGGAAGAUGAGGGACGUGUUGGGGUUUAGGGACCUGCAUGAUUGGAGGAAGUAUGUGAGUUAGUUAGUUGGGGGGGGGAGCUUAGAUCGCUCGUUAUAAUCUUCAUCGAGUUUCGAAAUAUUCGUAAUGCUCUCAUCUCGUGACUCGGUAGAUUAGAUAGGGGGGAGGAUUCGGAAAGGGGAAUAACACCAUAACGAGGCUUAAGUAACGUAGAAAUCAUAUAUUCAAAAUAAUGCAUCUAAACAAACAUCUACAUAAACAAUUCUACACAAAACACACACAUACGCAGACACAAAAACAUACACAUACGCAGAAGAAAGAAAGCUUACACCAACAAU
This is a messenger RNA of Amorphotheca resinae ATCC 22711, 1490 nucleotides long. RefSeq lists its product as hypothetical. Lineage: Eukaryota; Fungi; Ascomycota; Leotiomycetes; Helotiales; Amorphothecaceae. Bases 283 to 1215 code for a protein of 310 amino acids. The record is from RefSeq and is a predicted model, not a curated record. The transcript is spliced from 5 exons.